AUGGACGGAUUGAUGAUUGACGAAACUGUGAGACAUGGCUUGCAACAACAACAAAAACAAAGCGGAAAAGAAAUGUUGGCGAAAACACCAAGAAAAGGAUUGGGUUUGAUGAUUAAUGAGACGAAGACGGUUAGUUUUACACAUUUUCAAGGGAAUGAAUGUUUUCUGGCAGAUUUCCUCCUGUUAUUAUAUUUUAUUUUUAAAAAUUCAAUCACAAUUUCCAGCCAAAUUCCCGUGCAAUUCCAUCCUCAGCCACCCGAAAAACCAGCAGAGCUCCGACUUUCGAAGUUUUCGAAGAUACCGAAGAAGUCGCAAUCCAAGAAGAAAAAUCAGCCGAAAGAUUGUGUAGCUCUCCAAUUGAAGGAGUUUCUCGACUUCCUUCAAGGCCACAAUCACCACUUUUUGGACUUGAAGAAGGUCUGGCAGAAGAAGGCGAUGUGAUUUUGGUGGAUGAAAAUGAGGAUGAUGUUGGAGCAUUGGGAGAUUACAACAAUAUUUCAAUUGAUAUCGAAGUGGUUGAAUUGGGAAUUGAAAAAUGGGAAAAAUAUCCGCCAAUUGAUACAGUCAGUUUGAUGGAUGAUGGUUUGGAGGAUUUCAGAAAAGAUUAUGUGGUAAGCAAUAACACGUGGUAAUUUGAAAAUACCGAUUUUUCGCACAUAUCGCCCUCUCAUUAAAAUCCCGUAAGGUGAAAUUUAUUUAGAAAUGUUCAUUUCUCCCGGUCACGUGAAAUUCUGAUAAAUAUAUAUUUAUCAAAAAUGCUUCAUUUCUUACCUACACGUGUGGUGUAGGCGGGGCUAGGCUGGCAAAAAAUUACCCGAAUACACUCAUUUCAGAAAUGCUCAAAAAUGGCUUACCCAUUUACACUACACGUUUUUAGAAAUGAUGCCCGUUUACACUAUUUUUAUUUAUAAGGCUACACUUUUACUUUUACACCUUUACACUUUUACCCUAUUUUUCUGAAAAAGAGUUGUUGAAAGUGCCGAAAUAGACUGAAAAAUAGUGAAAAAACAGUCAUUAUUUGAGAAUUAGCAGAGCCAAAGCAUAACAUCACAGAGAAAUUGAUAAUUCAAUGUUUUUUGUUCUGUUCCAGUCUGAAAAUCAGAGUUAUACUAACCCAAAUGCCAAGAAAUGUGACUUCUUCAUUUUCUAAACAGGUUUUUAUAUUCCUUUUUCAUUUUCUGAAACUAUUUAUUAUUCGAAAAAAAAAACCUUUUUCUUACUUUAAAAUCCUUUAUUUUCGAACAGAACUCUUUUAUUCACUUUGGGAAACCAUUGGUCUGUUUCGACAUUGAGUUUUUGUCAUUUAUUUUCUUUUUUCCAAGCCGGAGCAAAAAUAGUGUAUUCGUGUAUUAUUGUAAAAAUGUAUGUAGUGUAAAAGUGUAAGUGUAUUCGGGCAUUUCUGCAAACGUGUAAAAAUAAAAUUAGUGUAUAGAAAUACCCGAAUGCCUCAUUUUUGUCAGCCUAAGGCGGGGAGAACGAUGCCUUCCAAUCAGGCAACCCUCCUUCUUUUGUGGGUUCGAGCCCCACUCGGAAAAAAUUUUUCCCUAUAUCGAGUAAUGCAGAUUUUCGGAAAUUUUGUUCCUUUCUCCCCAAAAUUGCGAAAAUUCGACAUUCCAACGCGGCAAAAAAGAAAAAAGAAGAUGGAGAAGAAAAAGCUUAAUAAAAAGAGAAAAUCGAGAAAAUAUCAUGCGUGACCCAUGAGCGAAAAAGCCUGAUUCUUCAGAUGCUAUUGGCAUUGUUCAAGAAUUCCAAAUUCCUAACGGGCCAAGAAUGUUAUUCGAGUCUUCAAUACGAAAAAAAGGUUAAAUAAGUUUUUUUUUUCGAAAAAUUGAUCGAUGACUUCAUCAUCCAAAUUAUAGCAUGAUCCAUGUUUUUGGAAAUAAUGAAGAUUUUCUACUCGAAUCAUUUGAUAUAAUACUUCGAGAAUAUGUGGAUAUUCCACAAAUCACGGCGAGACUCAAAAUCGAUCAAUGUCUGAGCGUUGAGAACAUCAAGAUCUUCCCAAAUCAAAGUUUUGUCACUAAGAAUAUACCAAGUGAUAUUUGGGCACAUUGCCAGAAUUCAAGAAGAACAAUUUAUCGAUUAGAGUUGGUUGAUAAACAAGAGAAUGAGUUUUUGAUUUUCGAACAUAAUAUUGAAGUUCAUGAGGAUAGCAAUUUCAAGUUAUAUUAUUUGGAUAAUCGGGAUAUUCCUAUAAUGAGGUAGGAUUAUUCAAAUUUUUGUGAGUUAUUAAAAAAAGUUUCCAGCAAGAAAAAAUGGAUGUACAUGGCUGCAUUUAACACAACCGGUUUAUAUUUUGAUUUCGAUGAUCAUCAUUCGAUUUACACAAGAUUUAUCAAAAUUCAUCGAGUGAAAAUGGAACAGAAUUGUCCGUAUGUAUUCUAUGAAAAGGAUAUUGAUAGUCGUAUAGAAGAUCAACGAGGUAUUAGAAUUGCAUCAUUUUGUAAAAAUGUGUUUAUACAUUUUAAACUUAUCAACAAUCAUAGCAAAUACAUACAGUACUAUUUCGCAGUAAUAUAUCCUCAUUCAAAAGAUGUACUAGAAAUGGGAAAUGGAAAAAAGUCUACAAAGUUUUUAUUUACAAAAGGAAUAUCAGGAGUCGCAGAAACUUCUGAACUUGAUCUAGCGUAUAUUCGAUUGAAUGACACUGGGGAAUUGAAACAAAACACAUUUCUAAGAUUUGAUUGGAAGUUUGUGCUGAAUUGUGGAUGUGAAAAGCAGCAUUUGUUUAUUGAAAAUAAUUCAUCUUUGAACUUUUUGAGCUUGAAUUAUCCAGAAGUUUAUUGCAAAAAUAUGAACUGUCAAUAUCAUUUUAGCACUAAUGAAAAUUCUAUUCUCGAAGUUUAUAUCAAUGAUGUCCGACUUGACGACAUUGGAGAUCAUUUAUCAAUUUACGAUGGUAACUACAUUGAUUUCAAUUAUCUUCUAGCAUAUAUAGUUGGAAAUAACUCAAAAUCCUCAAGAUCUUUCAAAGCAUCAAGAAAUCUUACACUUCUCUUCGAAUCGAACAACAUUCUGACCAAGUUCGAAAAAGGUUUCAAUAUUACCAUACAAUCCAAAAUUGAACCAAGAAAGGUUGAACAAAUUGCAGAACAAAUUAUACAAUAUGAAGAACCCCCAACUUCUCAUAAAUUUUUAGUGUUAUUGAUGAUAGUUUUGAUUGUUCUGAUAUUUGUUGGUGGAAUAAUUUUACUUGUGAAAAUGGGAAUGUUUGAUGAGAUUCCUUUUUUCAAAAAAUAA
Molecule: messenger RNA, 3240 nt
Organism: Caenorhabditis angaria
Lineage: Eukaryota; Metazoa; Nematoda; Chromadorea; Rhabditida; Rhabditidae
Source: the annotation of a GenBank genome assembly